This is a messenger RNA of Hyalella azteca, 2179 nucleotides long. Its product is annotated as lipid droplet-associated hydrolase. The transcript has 3 exons. The coding region runs from base 146 to 1114 and encodes 322 amino acids. Gene Ontology annotation, molecular function: lipase activity. The record is from RefSeq and is a predicted model, not a curated record. Gene Ontology annotation, biological process: lipid storage. Lineage: Eukaryota; Metazoa; Arthropoda; Malacostraca; Amphipoda; Hyalellidae. Gene Ontology annotation, cellular component: lipid droplet.
GUUUUUGUCUAGAUUUUUCUCUCAAUUGCUCAUAUGAUAUCUAGUUUUUUAUAGAUAGUGAAAUCAUGUUCUGCAUUUACUGUUAGAAACUAAAACAGGUAAGAAAGACCAAAUACUAAUUCUGUAACAGAUUGGUCACAAAAAUAUGUCCACAAUGUCAGCUACUCGUGUAGGUGGUGUUGUCAGCAGGUGCAUCACAGUAGGACCCUGGUCAACUGAUUGGUUGUCUAUCACUCCGCCUUCAGCAUCUAAUACCAUCACACUCAUUGUGCCUGGUAACCCUGGAGUUGUGAGCUACUAUGAGCAGUUCAUGAUCGAGCUUUAUGAGCAUCUUAAUAGAACAUCUGCAGUGUGGGCUGUGUCUCACACCUGUCAUUCAAAAACAUAUCCCACACCAAACUCAACUGUGGACCGUGAAGUGGAACACAAGAUCCAGUUCAUCAGGUCUCAUGUACCACAUGGCAGCCAACUACGGCUGGUUGGCCACUCCAUCGGCUGCCAGAUGAUUCUGCAAGUGCUUGACGAGCUUGACAAUGUUGAAGCCAUUGGGGUAGCAAAUGAUAGUUUCAAAAUAGACCAAUGUUACAUGCUUUUCCCAACAAUUGAGAGAAUGAAAGAUUCUCCCAGAGGCCGGACUCUUUGGCCGGUGCUUGCUUACUGCCGAUGGCUACCUCCUUUUAUUUGUAGCUGCGUGUCAAUCAUGCCAAAUUUUGUUAAAGAGAAGCUUGCAAGCGUAAUUCUGUAUGAUGGAUCUGGAGUGCCGUUACUUGACUCAGUGGUAGAGAGUUUUAUUACCAAUGUUCGGCCAGACAUGGUACGGAAUAUGCUGGACCUCGCCCAUAAUGAGCUUGAAACUGUGGUUGACUUGGAUAUCGACGCCGUGAGUCGACACAAAAGUAAACUGGUGUUCUACUAUGGCAGCAACGACCAUUGGAGUCCCGUCAAGUACAAAGAGGAUCUUGUUGAGAAAGUCCCUGGAGUCGUUGCAUUUGUCUGCCAGAAGAACAUCAACCACGCGUUUGUUGUAAGGCAAGCCAGAGAAAUGGCGUCUGAAUUAGCGAUAAUAAUCAAAGAGGUUGAAGAGCUUCAAGGCGUUCUUGAUAGAGAUGGAUGAAGGCCAAGUUUUAUUUUAUCCCAUAUCUUAUGUGAUCUCGUCUAACAUUUUGGCAUUUGUAGGCUUGUAUCAUAUCUGAAAGACUGAUAUUUCACGUUGGCCACAUUCCUUUUGCAAUUUGGUCUGUCUUUUUUGCGUCAUUUUUACUCAAGGUGAAAAGAUGUGAAACUGCAAAGUGCUGUCAUAAACAUGUCUUGUCUUGAGCUGCUUACCACCAAUUGGGUCUAGUUCAGACACUGAUACUUAUUACUGUUUACUAAAAUUUCAUCUUGAUGUGAACACGAACAACCAUUUGCCAAACCGUAGUGAAGUCUCUUGCUAACAGAAAUCAUAUUUUACUCAAAUUUAUCUUAACAAUAACGUUUUUUCGUGUAUUUAUAUUCAUGGGUAGAUGCAGAAUCUUUUAUAAAAAGUGCUGAAAAAACUGUAAUUCAAUCAUUAAAUUAAGUGUAGUUCAAACUAUUAGCCCGUUAUGUUAUCAUGUUCAGCGGCAAGAAGAUGUGAAGUCGCUAAAUAUUUGACAAUUUUUUUUUAUUUCUGCCGCUAGUCGACUCGUAUACGAGGAAGAUUCGGUACACAUGUUGUUUGACAUAUUGAUGUUAAUAUCGAUUGACAAUUUGGGUUCGCAUCCUGGUUGAUGUGUUGAUUGCAAUUUCGUUUGAUUUGUUACUUGGCAUGAUGGAAGACAUGAUGAUUGACAUGUUCAUAUUAACGCGAUUGGAAAGUCAAUUUUCGGGGCACGAGCCCCUGGUUCUUGCAGUUUGAAAUUCUCAAUUGUCGCUGGCACGACCAAAGCGCUACAAUACUUCAGUUUGAUAUCUUUCUGGCCUUAUCGCGAUGCAAGACGGGCAAGUUAUCAUACCAAAAUGACCGACUUCUGUUGAAAUGGAAAUAAUUUAUUCUUUUUCCGUUGAAUCGUUGUUUUUUUAAGUUGUCUCUAUUGAUGUCAGAAGUAAUUUUUUUGCAAUUUCACAGUGCUUGAAUAUAUCGACUGAUGGUUUCUAGUUUGUUGUUGCUAAGUGUAACUAUUUUUGAAAUUGAUUGAUUAAAUAUUCGCUGACUCUC